Molecule: messenger RNA, 774 nt
Organism: Oppiella nova
Lineage: Eukaryota; Metazoa; Arthropoda; Arachnida; Sarcoptiformes; Oppiidae
Source: the annotation of a GenBank genome assembly
AUGAUCAGCGAUGUCAAAGGGGAGUACCAUAAGGACCAGGAUAACUUUUCGGACGCGGUCACUUUCUGCUUUCCCACUAUCAAGAAACACGAUUUGCUGAUUACCGUAAACUUUUGGAACGCAUUUUCACUUUAUCUGGAUGACUUCCUAGAUAAGAAAACAGUGGACCAGGCUCACUAUGUUGCAUUAUGGAAAACCUACAUGGCUAACAAAGUAUCAACUGGGUCGGACUUUUUGGACAGGAUGUAUAACGUAUUGAGCGGGUGGUUGGACAGGGUGCUUACCCCCAAACUGAGACAGAUUCACGAUCAGUGGUUUGGGGAAUGGCUAUCAAUAUAUGAUAUGAUGGAGGAGAUUAAAGUAGGCAAGGGUAUUCCCACACUUGAACAAUACCAUGAUAUAAGAACAUUAGACGUUGGCUACAUAAUUAUGCAGAUUUUUAUAUACGCCUCUCUCGAGUUUGACCCUGAUGACUAUCCAGAAAUUAUCAAUAACCCCAAUUGGCACCUAUUCAACACGUGGUCAGUUCGCAACUUUUAUUACGCCAAUGAUGUCUACUCGAGCAAAAAAGAGACCAUGCAACAACAGGGCAAAUUCACCCUGAUCUACAUCAUUAUGCACAAUGAUAAAUGCGAUGCCCAGACAGCGUGCGAUAAAGUGGUGGCUAUGACACACGAGUCGUGGGAAAUGAUCUACAAAUAUGCAACUUUGUUGGCUGAGCUUGACAUACCUGCGCUCAAUGACUAUACCUACGGAAUUAUGUGCCUGCUUAAA